GCUUCUCCCUCCGCUGAAAGAGGUGAAACUUCUUCUUCAACGUUCAACACAUUGGAAAGGAAUGCGUCAUUAAUCAUCAAGACUUUCGUAUCAUGUCUACCACCAUCGGAAUUACAAAGAUAUUCCAAGGAAGGGAUGAUCAUUCCAGAAAUGACUCGUCCAUUAUUCGAUUAUCCAACUUACUUAAAAAGCUUUGACGUCGCGUUACUUUACUCCUCUAUCGAAUAUUACUUCACUAAACUACUAAGGAAUACUAGGUUGAUGCAUUAUAAAUCUCCCUCAUUUAAUCCAACAACUAACUUGGCUCAAUGGAUAGUGAAUAAAAGCAACGCUCUUCUUUCGUUGAAUUAUCAAUACGUUACUGAAGACGCAUUAAAAUCCGUUAACAUAACGUCUUUCAAAAAUAUUGAACUGAAGUUACAACGAUUAACCAAAUUAGAUUUCAUUUACUUUCCACAACGAUCUUUUAUUAAUGAUAUUAAACCAAUAAUUUCAGAAUUUUUACGUUAUUUAACCACAUUUAAAUCAAAUGAAUUUUGGUUAAAUGAUGAUCCCACCUUUUUGGAUGUCUUUUGCGCUCUAAGUAAACAUUUAAAUACCUUGGAAUAUUUGGAAUUCUCUGAUUUAAAUCACCUCAGCAGACCUUUAUUGGAAUUACUCUCUAAUUGUAAACGACUUAAAGUGUUGGAAUUUAAAGGGUUCAAUUUAUCUCAACAACGUCAACAACGAUCAAGCUCGAAUGGUUUCUCUGAUUAUUUGUUUGGGAGAAGUUGUGUGGAUUCGCCUCUGGGAGAUAGUUCAGGAGAAUAUAACAACAGUCUCGUCUCUAUCGGGGAGGAUAUGAUCAAUCCUUCAUAUAACAUUUCGGUGGAAAAUUUGAUCAUACAUAGAAAUCAGAAUGCGAAUUCAAUCAUCCCUUUACUUAACUUGAUAUCCCCUUUCUCGUUACGAAAACUUUACAUUGAAAAAACUACCCCUGAAAUCAUCAUCACAAUUCAUCUCCACUUUAACUCACUUAUCAAUUCGUCCUUCAAAUGGCUAUCAAGGUAUGAUGGUCACACCUUGGAUGAUUUGAGGUCUAUCUUGGGCGCCCUUCAAAAACGGGUUACUCAUCUCACGUUGGAUGUUGAUGGAUUAUGUGAAGAAAAUAAUUCAAUUCAGAGAGAUUUGAAAUGUAUAAAGUGUAAUUUGAAAUCUUUGGAUUUAAUUUAUGAAGAUACCGGAAAAGAUAUCGAAUAUAUGGACAUUGUGAAUAAUUUCUUGAAGAAAAACAAAGAAAUCAGGAGAAUUAGAUUUAUUGUUAAUAAAUUGAUCGCUGAUGGUGUCAAGAAUAUUGUUAGAAGCGUAAAAACAAGAUCGAAAAGAAAUUUGGAAAUCGGCGUGAUUCGAACUUCUAAUCAACUACUAGCCGAUUGGACCAAAUCGCAGUUUUGGAGCGUCUAA
Molecule: messenger RNA, 1443 nt
Organism: Funneliformis caledonium
Lineage: Eukaryota; Fungi; Glomeromycota; Glomeromycetes; Glomerales; Glomeraceae
Source: the annotation of a GenBank genome assembly